Messenger RNA from Rhincodon typus (whale shark), 1517 nucleotides. It is a transcript of the gene ubc, whose product is annotated as ubiquitin C. Gene Ontology annotation, biological process: modification-dependent protein catabolic process; protein ubiquitination. The record is from RefSeq and is a predicted model, not a curated record. The coding region runs from base 496 to 1416 and encodes 306 amino acids. The transcript is spliced from 2 exons. Lineage: Eukaryota; Metazoa; Chordata; Chondrichthyes; Orectolobiformes; Rhincodontidae. Gene Ontology annotation, cellular component: nucleus; cytoplasm. Gene Ontology annotation, molecular function: protein tag activity; ubiquitin protein ligase binding.
CUUUUAACCUCACACCACCCUCUCCCCCCAUCCUCAUAUUCUGCUCCCUCCCUACACCCACACUUCUCCUCCUGCCCCUCCCCCCUCCUCACAUUCUCCGCCCCCGUCGCACUUUCUGGAACAGGAAGCCUUAGCACCGCCGCGCGUGCGGCUUCUUGCGCUUUCCCGAGCUCACCAACAACAGCGGGACGCCUUCAGCAGACAGUUUAAGGGGAGAUCAGAUCUGUCUUCUGCUCUUGGAACUCUAUGAUGGUGAGGACCAGGAGAAAGCGAUGAUUCUGCGCGGGGUUUGUGAUUAGAAUGAAUGUAGUUCCCUGGAAGUAGUGCGGAUUGCGUACGGAGCGGAGGAAUCAGUAUAAAAGCGGGAGGCAGAGCGCGGUUGGACAUUCCCGGAGCGGAGCAGCGUUUAGUUCGUUAACUUUGAGACACCGAGCCCGGCACCUCUACUACUGUCGGCUUUCUCUGAGACGCAGACCUGCCAGAAAUUGACCAAACAUGCAGAUCUUUGUUAAGACCCUGACUGGCAAGACCAUAACACUUGAGGUUGAACCCAGUGACACCAUUGAAAAUGUCAAGGCCAAAAUUCAGGAUAAAGAAGGCAUCCCACCUGACCAACAGCGUUUGAUCUUUGCUGGCAAGCAGUUGGAAGAAGGACGCACACUGUCUGAUUACAACAUCCAGAAGGAGUCUACUUUGCAUUUGGUGUUGCGUCUGAGAGGUGGCAUGCAGAUCUUUGUGAAAACCCUGACUGGCAAGACCAUCACCCUGGAAGUGGAACCCAGUGACACCAUUGAAAAUGUCAAGGCCAAAAUUCAAGACAAAGAAGGAAUCCCACCUGAUCAACAGCGUCUGAUUUUUGCAGGCAAACAACUGGAAGAUGGUCGCACACUUUCUGACUACAACAUCCAGAAAGAGUCCACUCUGCACUUGGUGCUGCGCCUGAGAGGUGGCAUGCAAAUCUUUGUGAAAACCCUGACUGGCAAGACCAUAACACUUGAGGUUGAGCCCAGUGACACCAUUGAAAAUGUCAAGGCCAAAAUUCAGGAUAAAGAAGGCAUCCCACCUGAUCAGCAACGUUUGAUCUUUGCUGGUAAGCAGUUAGAAGAUGGCCGCACCCUAUCUGAUUACAACAUCCAGAAGGAAUCCACGUUACAUCUGGUAUUGCGUCUGAGAGGUGGCAUGCAGAUCUUUGUGAAAACCCUGACUGGAAAGACCAUCACUUUGGAAGUGGAACCCAGUGACACCAUUGAAAAUGUCAAGGCCAAAAUUCAAGACAAAGAAGGAAUCCCACCUGAUCAACAGCGUCUGAUUUUUGCAGGCAAACAACUGGAAGAUGGUCGCACACUCUCAGACUACAACAUCCAGAAAGAGUCCACUCUGCAUUUGGUGCUGCGCCUGCGGGGGGGCAAUUGUUAAACCUUUGUACUUUGUUUCAUUGUGGGUAGUUGUCUUGCCUCUAGCUUAAAAGUUCAUUAGUGUGUUCCCAUGUCAUGCAAAAUAAAAUUGUUGCAAGCUUA